Molecule: messenger RNA, 2478 nt
Organism: Leopardus geoffroyi (Geoffroy's cat)
Lineage: Eukaryota; Metazoa; Chordata; Mammalia; Carnivora; Felidae
Gene: FAABTP
Product: transmembrane protein 19
Exons: 6
Coding region: 581-1591 (336 amino acids)
Cellular component (GO): membrane
Source: RefSeq, a predicted model, not a curated record
CGGCCGCAGCGCAUGCGCGCAGGAAAGGGAGACGCGACUCGCCGCGGGCUGAGGUCCGGGAACCUCGGCCCAGGCGGGCUGGACCAGGAUUCUGAAGCGGCGCGCGCAGCGGUCGGGACGUGACCGCGCUCCACUGCGCUGGGCUCACCGCCGGGACCCACCCGGGCUCUGACUGCGCACCUUGUCUUUUUGCGGCCCGCGUCGACGCGUGGGCGGGAGGUGGAGGCGGAGCCCGCGGUCCUAAGACCUUCGAUUGGCUGAUUCCGCUUUCCUGUCGCUUUCCACCCUGCUGAGUUGUGGUGUGAAGUGACCGCCGACUAGGAACCGGCACUCAGCGGGGAUGGGCUUUGCUUUUCCUGUGAGGUGUUAACCUCGCCCACGGGAGUUUCAGCUCUCCACCUGCCGAAGUUUCCGGAAAUAGUUUCAGGUUUUUUUUUUUUUUUUUUCGGUCGGUGGGAGACGUUCGCAUUUAUGGUUGCCUCUACAUGAGUUUUUUGAUGGCAACUUAAAUGACUGAUUUUUUUUAUUAGAAACACUGUAUAUUUUCUCCCUCGGGGGCUCGUUCAUAUCCUUACUUUCCAUGACAGAUCUUAACGACAAUAUAUGCAAAAAAUAUAUAAAGAUGAUCACUAAUAUAGUUAUAUUGAGCCUGAUCAUUUGCAUUUCUUUAGCUUUCUGGAUUAUGUCUAUGACUGCAAGCACCUAUUAUGGUAAUUUACAGCCUAUUUCUCCUUGGCGUUGGCUGUUUUCUGUUGUCGUUCCUGUUUUGAUUGUCUCUAAUGGCUUUAAGAAGAAAAGUCUAGACCACAGUGGGGCUUUAGGAGGACUUGUGGUUGGAUUUAUCCUAACCAUUGCAAAUUACAGCUUUUUUACCUCUUUGCUGAUGUUUUUCCUUUCUUCUUCAAAACUCACUAAAUGGAAGGGAGAAAUAAAGAAGCGUCUAGAUUCAGAAUACAAAGAAGGCGGGCAGAGGAAUUGGAUUCAGGUAUUCUGUAAUGGAGCUGUGCCUACAGAGCUGGCCCUGCUGUACAUGAUAGAAAAUGGCCCCGGGGAAAUCCCAAUAGAUUUUUCCAAGCAGUACACUGCUUCCUGGAUGUGUUUGUCUCUCUUGGCUGCACUGGCCUGCUCUGCUGGAGACACGUGGGCUUCAGAAGUUGGCACCGUUCUGAGUAAAAGCCCGCCAAGGCUAAUAACAACCUGGGAAAAAGUUCCAGUUGGGACCAAUGGAGGGGUCACAGUGGUGGGCCUUGCCUCCAGUCUCCUUGGUGGUACCUUUGUGGGCAUCACGUACUUCCUCACACAGUUGGUUUUUGUUAAUGAUUUGGACAUUUCUGCUCCCCAGUGGCCAAUUAUUGCAUUUGGGGGUCUGGCUGGAUUACUAGGAUCAGUUGUAGACUCAUACUUAGGAGCUACAAUGCAAUUUACUGGUUUAGAUGAAAGCACUGGCAUGGUGGUCAACAGCCCAGUGAAUGAGGUGAAGUACAUAGCAGGGAAACCGAUUCUUGAUAACAAUGCAGUGAACCUGUUUUCUUCUGUCCUUAUCGCCCUCUUGCUCCCAACUGCUGCUUGCCAUUUUUGGCCCAGUGAGUGAACUUUAUUUCAUUUACAAAGGUUGAAACUGUGGUAAAUUCAGCUAAAUUUGCAAUUCUGAGCUUCAUCGUAAAAAAGAAUAAUUACAAUGGCAAAGAGGAAAUAUCAGCUCUUCCCAUAUUCCAUUGUGAUGAAAUUCCACAUUUUUCCUUUCGUUAACUCCCUUGUAACAGCUAACAUGUUUGUAGUGAAAGAUAAGUAUACACAGAACUUAUUCAUAUUUUUCUUCUGCUGAGUAGAGCUUCUUGAGCAAUGAAGCUAUGAUAUCCAUAUAGAUUGCUAUAUACUGAACUGAAAAUUCCUACGGAGUAAAUAAUAGAUUUUGUUCUCGUUAAACCAGUAUAGGGACUAAAAGUGUAAUGCCACAUGUAACAGUUACCCAAAUUGUAGUUUGAGGUGGUUUAAACUGAUGUGUGUAUGUGGAAUUCUGAAUAAGUGUAAUCCUGGACUCCAUUACUUGCCAUACACAAUUGGGGAAAGUGUGGAGUUUGGUUCUUAAUGAGCUAUGAGGCCUACUCCACAUUUGUUCUCCCUUUCUCAGGGUUAGUAAUGGGAAAAAAGUAAAUGUCUUUUUCAUAUGACCAUUAGAAAGCAUACUUUUUUAAGUAAAAGCAAAGAAGUUUUAUAUCUAAGAUAUGUGCACCUUCUAUUUCAAUUGAUCUUUGAGAAGUUAUCUUGUAUUUAAUAUUUUUUAAUGUAUUUUCUAGUUUUCUUUGAAAUUUAUAUAGGAAUUUGUUUUACUUUGGCAUCCUGAACAAUUAGAGUUACUGGGAAACUAUUGUAACUGUUUUUUUAUUUGCUAUCUAGAAUUCACUGGAAGAUGCUAUGAUUUCUUCUUCUGUACUUAAGUUAUGCUCUUCUGUACAAUACAUACUCAAAUGAAUUCUA